AUGAAUUGUUUGGAUUCAAAGGGACAAGUAGUUUUUAUCGGGGCAACAAACCGGAUCGAUGCGAUUGAUGGAGCAUUGAGAAGACCCGGUAGAUUUGAUCGUGAGUUUACUUUCCAAUUACCUGGUUUGGAUGCACUUGCUGAAAUUCUAGAUAUUCAUACAAGAAAAUGGAAGCAACCACCUGUAAAAGAGUUGAAAUUGGAGCUUACUGCAAGUUGUGUGGGGUAUAGUGGGGCUGAUUUGAAAGCUCUUUGUACUGAAGCUGCUAUACGUGCUUUUCGUGAAAAAUACCCUCAGGUUUAA
Messenger RNA from Lactuca virosa, 303 nucleotides. The record is from the annotation of a GenBank genome assembly. NCBI's taxonomy places the organism in Eukaryota, Viridiplantae, Streptophyta, Magnoliopsida, Asterales, Asteraceae.